Messenger RNA from Impatiens glandulifera, 883 nucleotides. Its product is annotated as triacylglycerol lipase 2-like. Bases 98 to 883 code for a protein of 261 amino acids. NCBI's taxonomy places the organism in Eukaryota, Viridiplantae, Streptophyta, Magnoliopsida, Ericales, Balsaminaceae. The record is from RefSeq and is a predicted model, not a curated record. The transcript is spliced from 7 exons.
UAAGAAUACAACAUGGAAUGACAAAUAUGUGUAACCGCAUGUGUAGGAUGGUAUAACAUGGCUACUGAAUCCCCAAGACCAGGCUUUGGCAUUUGUUAUGGCUGACAAUGGUUUUGAUGUUUGGGUUGCAAGUACACGCGGAACUAAAUACAGUCGAGGCCAUACAUAUCUUAGUACUGAUAACCCUGCUUAUUGGGAUUGGUCGUGGGAUGAACUUGUUGCUUACGAUCUUCCAGCCACGGUUCAGUAUGUAAUGCGUCAAGCUGGGCAGAAGUUGUAUUAUGUUGGACAUUCACUGGGAACUUUGAUUGCCUUGGCUUCUUUCUCAAAAGGAAAUCUCAUCAACAUGGUUAGAUCAGCUGCCUUGCUUAGCCCGAUUGCUUAUUUGAGUCAGAUGUCUUCACCACUUGCAAUAAAUGCAGCUGAGAAUUUCAUUGCUGAGACCUUGUACCGUGUGGGUGUUCAUGAAUUUGAUCCAAGAGGGAAUGACGUGAUCGAACUCCUCAAAUCGCUCUGCCUGAACCCUGGCCUGGAUUGCUUUGAUUUGUUAACCACUUUCACAGGCCAGAAUUGCUGCCUGAACUCUUCAACAGUUCAACUUUUUCUCGAGCACGAGCCUCAGCCAACCUCUACGAAGAAUAUAAUCCAUCUGUCGCAAAUGAUAAGAGGAGGAGGAUACAUUGCAAUGUUCAACUACUCGAGUGAGGCUGAUAACAUGAAGCAUUAUGGGCAGAUGAAACCGCCAUUGUAUGAGAUGGUGGGAAUAGCUGGAAAACUUCCACUUUUGAUAAGUUAUGGAGGAAAAGAUGCACUCUCAGAUAGCAGAGACGUGGGGAUGUUGAUUCAAAUGCUGCAAAAAGGCGGUCACAAGAUGGUGAAUUGA